This is a messenger RNA of Xyrauchen texanus (razorback sucker), 2427 nucleotides long. Its product is annotated as hydroperoxide isomerase ALOXE3-like. The coding region runs from base 118 to 2142 and encodes 674 amino acids. The transcript has 15 exons. Gene Ontology annotation, biological process: lipid oxidation; linoleic acid metabolic process. Lineage: Eukaryota; Metazoa; Chordata; Actinopteri; Cypriniformes; Catostomidae. Gene Ontology annotation, molecular function: protein binding; iron ion binding; oxidoreductase activity, acting on single donors with incorporation of molecular oxygen, incorporation of two atoms of oxygen. The record is from RefSeq and is a predicted model, not a curated record.
GCGCAAUAAGCCUGCUCUCACACGCGCAAGUGGAAGUGCAUGUCAGAAUAAACUGAGAGCUGUCAGUGCGCUUGAUUCACAUCUUCAAGUGAAAUACAGGGAAGGUCUGUCAUUUUAAUGCUUGGGAACUCCACGCUGAGCCAAAUGGAUGAGUUUCAUGUGACUAUUCGAACGACAGCAUCUCCUUCCUCAGGGACAUAUGGCACCGUUUGGAUAUCUUUGAUAGGUACUCUGUGCGAGAGCCCUUCAGUCAGAGUAGAUCCAGAUCAACAUCGUCUCCUGCCAGGCUCGGCCUGUACCAUUGUGGUCAAGCCUAAAGAGCAAGUUGGCAAAGUGGUUCUGCUAAAACUGCGUCUUGAGGCUCGUCCUGGUUUUCCAGACCUGGAUUGGCACUGUCAGAAUGUGCAGUUGAGACGUAGUUCAGAGGAUCCUGAGGUGGAGGUUUUUCCUUGCCAUAAAUGGAUCCGAACUGCAGAUGGUAAUGUUGAGCUUCGCAAUGAGAAAGUGUGUCUGAAGAAGGGGGAGACAUUGGCAAUCUUAAAAGAUCACAGGGAGAAGGAACUCCACAAUAAACAGCAGUUCAUCAGGUGGGGCACAUUUACUGAAGGUGGCCCUCAUUGUGUAGACAUGUCCAGUGUGGAAGCUCUAAGCCCUAACUUGAGUUCCGUCCGUCAGCGCCCAAGCACCACCACACACUAUCUGAUGGGUUUUAUUGAAAGAAGAUCUUGGAGUAAUCUGCAGGAACUUGAUACAUUCUUCUUUUUCAAUGCAAGGGAGAACACCACUGCCAAAUAUAUUCAGGCCAACUGGAAAGAUGAUGCGUUCUUUGGAUAUCAGUGCCUCAAUGGCUGCAAUCCUCUGUGUAUCAGACAGAUCAACAACCUACCACCUAACUUGUCUGUCACUUCAGAGAUGCUCAGAACUUUUCUGCCAAAGGGGUUAUCCCUGGAGCAGGAGUUGGAGAGAGGACAUAUAUAUCUUCUGGAUUAUGAGGUGCUGGAUAAGUUGCCAUCUAAUACUGUCAAUGGAAAACAGACUUACUUGGCUGCUCCCUUAUGUCUGUUGCAUUACAAUCAACAUGGAGAGCUAAAGCCCAUUGCCAUUCAACUUCAACAGGUUCCUGGUCCACAGAAUCCUGUGUUCUUGCCCUCUGAUCCUACACCUGAUUGGUUGUUAGCGAAGAUGUGGGUGCGUAAUUCAGACUUCCAGAUCCAUCAGCUACUUUCUCACUUUCUGCGCACUCAUCUUUUUGGAGAGGUGUGCUGCACUGCAACACUCAGACAACUUCCAGAGAUUCAUCCUCUGCACCAGCUCCUGAUGCCCCACAUCCGAAGCACACUUCAGAUUAACAUUCAGGCUAGAGCUACUCUUCUGGCCAAAAAUGGUGUUUUUGACAAGUCUAUAGCCUGUGGUCUGGAGGCAAUACCGCUGCUGUUUGCACGAGCAACACAACGUCUACGUUACAGCUCAAUGUGUGUGCCAGACGACCUUAGAGAGCGAGGACUUGAUACACUGCCCAUCUGCUAUUACGCACAAGAUGCUCUGAGGGUGUGGGAUGUACUACACAGGUUUGUUGCUGGCUGGAUUAGAUUGUAUUACCGUAAUGAUGAGGACGUCCAACAGGACUGUGAGCUGCAGAAUUGGAUUAGAGAAAUCUUCAUGGAGGGAUUCCUCGGCCUCACUCACAUAGGAAUUCCACAGUCUUUUCAGACCACAUCUGAAAUGUGCAAGUUUAUCACCAUGAUGAUCUUCUCCUGCUCAGCACUUCAUGCAGCUGUGAACUUCUCUCAGCUUGAUUACAACCUCUGGAUACCAAACAGUCCAGCAGCCAUGCUACGCCCCCCUCCUCAGACAAAAGGCUCAGUGUCUGAGCAAGAGCUUCUCUCCUUUCUUCCAGAGGUGAACACCUCUUGCCAUGUCAUUAGUGUCUUGUCCCUGCUGUCAAAGCCUGCCACAGACUAUGUCCCCUUGUGCCAAUAUGGUGAAUGGUACUUCCACUGCGAUGCAACUCUCAGGCUUGUGGAGGGGGUACAGAAAGAGCUGAGGAUGAUAACAAAAGAUAUUACAGAAAGGAACAGCAAGUUGGUGUUGCCUUACACUUACCUGGCCCCAGAUUGCAUUGAGAACAGUGUUGCUAUCUGAGUUCAAUUAUUAAAACACCGUUCUUUCUUCUUUAAAGGCAGUUUAACUUAAGAAAUGUUUUUCUGCAUUUCAUGGCAAUUGUAACCUUGGCUUAAUCAUUCAUCUCAUUUUCAGCUAUACUUAAAUUUAGAGCUUGAAGCUUUGUGUUUCUUAAAUGAUUGAAGAUUGAAACUGGUUUUAUAUUUCUGUACUCUGUAACUACAAUUACAUUCCUAUCAUGCUACAAAUAAAUGCAUAAUUUAGUUUCCAAAGAAAACACAUAUAACACAAAAUGUAAGAAUAAAA